Molecule: messenger RNA, 1158 nt
Organism: Wasmannia auropunctata (little fire ant)
Lineage: Eukaryota; Metazoa; Arthropoda; Insecta; Hymenoptera; Formicidae
Gene: Alg2
Product: alpha-1,3/1,6-mannosyltransferase ALG2
Exons: 1
Molecular function (GO): alpha-1,3-mannosyltransferase activity; GDP-Man:Man(1)GlcNAc(2)-PP-Dol alpha-1,3-mannosyltransferase activity
Source: RefSeq, a predicted model, not a curated record
AUAUACGCAGCCAGCUACAUAAUAUUUUGUGAUCAACGACCGGAAGUUGUUUUCUGUGACUUGGUGUCUGUCUGCAUACCCAUACUUAGAUUGCGCAUUCCAUACGUAGUGUUCUAUUGUCAUCACCCGGACCAGCUGCUCUCGCAGCCUGGUGGCCACGUCAAACAGCUGUAUCGUAUGCCGCUAAAUUAUCUGGAAGAGAUCACAACCGGCAUGGCGCAUAAAGUAUUUGUAAAUAGCUGUUACACAAGCAGUGUGUUCAAGAAUACAUUCCGGAGACUGGAGGUCGAACCAGAAAUUUUGUAUCCUUCCAUUAAUACGGAUUUCUUCAACAAGACGAGAAUAGUGUCUAUAGAGAGGGUGCUCGAUAGGAAACUACCGGACGAUAGCAUUAUAUUGCUGUCCAUCAAUAGAUACGAGCGUAAGAAAAGGCUGUCUCUCGCGAUAGAGGCUCUCGCGGAGCUGGAGAAACUCUUAACGAAGGAAGUGUACAAGAGGGUAUACCUGAUUAUGGCCGGUGGAUACGAUAAAAGAGUCGAGGAGAAUGUGGAGUAUCACCUGGAAUUAAUAGGUCUCGCGGACGAGUUGCAUGUGACGGAUAAAGUGAUAUUCUUGCGCUCGCCCUCCGACAUAGACAAAGUUUCCAUACUCCAUCAUUGUAAAAUUGUGAUAUAUACCCCACCAAACGAGCACUUUGGAAUAGUACCCUUGGAAGCGAUGUACGUGGGCAAGCCGGUAAUCGCACACAAUUCCGGCGGUCCCACGGAGUCGAUAAUUUCCGGAGAAACUGGUUUCCUGGUUGAUGCAUCUGGCGAAGCAUUUGCCUCGAAAAUAGCCCAUUUAAUCACAAAUCCGACACAACUUGAGAAUUUCGGUAGAUCGGGUCAAUACAGAUUUCUAGUAACAUUCAGUUUCGCUGCUUUCAGCGCUCAAUUAAAUAAAGCGAUAAACGAUUUGACUGAUGCGAAGACGAAAUAAGAUCAAUGAGAGUUACUUAAGAUGUUUUUUUUUCUUUGCAUAUUAAUUAUAUAUAGAACACUAUUUAAAUAUAAAUAUUGUUAUGCUAAGGUAAUUGUUAUAAUGAGACAAAUGAAAGUAUAAUUUUUCAAUGAUAUAUUUAUAUUUCAUAUAUUAAUUAAAUAUAUUCUAUUUAAGAAA